Molecule: messenger RNA, 1950 nt
Organism: Closterium sp. Yama58-4
Lineage: Eukaryota; Viridiplantae; Streptophyta; Zygnematophyceae; Desmidiales; Closteriaceae
Source: the annotation of a GenBank genome assembly
AUGCCGCGGCGCUACGCGUACUCGUAUGGCAGCCGGGGGGACACCGUGUGCCCUGGCACCACCUUCCAUGACGAGCGGUAUGUGUGGGUGGACCUGACAGCGGGCCCGGUGAGCUACGGGCCGGCAUGGGAGGGGCAGGGGGCUGUGACUCCCGCCGCGUACCUGCGAGCAGAGCAGUACAGCAAGGAGCUGCUGCACGGGGCAUUCCUAGCGCACGUGGCAGUGCUGGUGGACAGUGCAGUGCGGCACGUGUUUGUGCCGCCGCUGCUGCAUGCGCCCGUGGUGUACGCGGUUACCACGGACAUCUGGCUCAUCGCCAUGCGCAGUGGUGGCGCCACGGGUGACGAGGACAUGGGGCUCGAUUUGAGCGCAAUUAAGGUCCAGCUGCUAGCGCGCUCGCCACCGGUGCUGCUGGCGGGGCAGCAGGUGCGCUUCAAGCAGGUGGAGCUCUCCCUCGCCACCUGCUCCUUCUGCUCCACCGCUCUGCACCGCGCCAUGCGGUCCGGGCUGUAUGAGGCCUCCGUUGGUGCCGCUGCCAGCUCAGCAGCAGGCGUGCCAGGUGGCAUGGAGGUGCGGCGCCACCUGGACUCAGAGGAUCUGCACCGCCACCUGUCGGAGUUCUGGCCUGAGAUCACGGAGCUAGCCGGCCUGCCACUGCCGGACUAUGCGGAGCGCAACGACCCAACCCGCAUGCCGGGCGCUUCUUCCCCGUCUUCCUCUUCGACCUCCAUGACCCAUACCCCCUGCUGCUCGAUGGCCGCCACCGGGCGCUGGCAUAUGACGACAUGGUGCUGGCUGUGCGCACCACUGCCCCGCCGCUGCCCUCGCACUUCAUGUGAGACACGGUGUAGGAGAGGUGGGGGGAGGGGGGGCAUGGGAGGUGUGGGGGGGCAUGGGAGGUGUGGGGGGGCAUGGGAGGUGCGGGGGGGCAUGGGAGGUGUGGGGGGGCAUGGGAGGUGUGGGGGGGCAUGGGAGGUGCGGGGGGGCAUGGGAGGUGCGGGGGGGCAGCGAGGUGCGGGGGGCAUGGGAGGUGGGAGUGGGGAUGGGAGGUGGGAGUGGGGAUGGAGGUGGGAGUGGGGAUGGGAGGUGGGAGUGGGGAUGGGAGGUGGGAGUGGGGAUGGGAGGUGGGAGUGGGGAUGGGAGGUGGGAGUGGGGAUGGGAGGUGGGAGUGGGGAUGGGAGGUGGGAGUGGGGAUGGGAGGUGGGAGUGGGGAUGGGAGGUGGGAGGGGAUGGGAGGUGGGAGUGGGGAUGGGAGGUGGAGUGGGGAUGGGCGGUGGGUGGGGAUGGGAGGUGGGAGUGGGGAUGGGAGGUGGGAGUGGGGAUGGGGAUGGGAGGUGGGGAAGGAUGGGCCGUGUAGUGCAAGAUGGUCACACUGCCAUUUUUCCACGAGGCAUGGAGCGCCAUCCACAACGCGUCGCAGCAAAACUACCGGUGGAGCAGCGGCAUCACGCCCAUGGGGCCCUCUUCUCGCGCCACACCUCACCACACCACAACGAUGAGGGACACACGGCGCUGCGCAACGUGGUGCUCUCCACACUCAACUCCACCAUCGCCAGCACCAUGCACCUCCUCUCCGCGCUCCAGGUACCCCACUUCUCUUGCCUUCUCUCCUCCCCAUGCCUUCUCCCCAUGCCUUCUCCCCUUUGCAUUCUCCCCGCUCCUUCUGCCUCUCCUCUUCUCUCCUUCUCCCUUCACCUUUUCCCCUCCUCGUCUCUCCUCCUUCAUCCCCCUCCUAGUCUCCCUCCCUCUAUCUUUUUCCCUCUCCAUUUGGUCUGCCCACUACUCCUUACCUCCCAAGCCGCACCUCAACCCAAAGCGUCACUGCUUUCCUCUUUCUGUGCCGUGCUUGAACGCCUUCUCAUUCUCCUCCCCUCCCCUGUCCGCCCCCUCAACCCCAUACCACCAGAGGUACGGGUCGGAGGAGGCGGCGCUGAAGCCGGGCGGCGGUGA